Ipomoea nil (Japanese morning glory) is the source of this 673-nucleotide messenger RNA. RefSeq lists its product as uncharacterized. The transcript is spliced from 3 exons. The record is from RefSeq and is a predicted model, not a curated record. The coding region runs from base 16 to 504 and encodes 162 amino acids. Lineage: Eukaryota; Viridiplantae; Streptophyta; Magnoliopsida; Solanales; Convolvulaceae.
GCCCACAAAUCUAGAAUGCCCAAAUUAAUUUCCCUAUUCAAUUUCUGCGUCUGUUGCGACUCCGAGUAUCCGACGCGAAUCCGGCGAAGAAGCUACAAGCCGCCGACGCCACUUCUGUCGCCGCCGCCGUUGCCGACGCGAAUCCGACGAAGAAGCUACAAGCCUACGCCGCUGCCGUCGCGGCCCGCCCACCCCUGCGACGAACAAGCUAGUACUCCACGAAAAUAUUCAGAGUAUUUGUACACAAAAUGGGAAAGGACGAUUCUUUGGGACAUGGUUGAGCCAUACAGGAGACCAAGAUCAUUUACUCCGCUUGUCACAAUCUACAUCUGUGCAUUUUAUACCGGGGUCAUUGGCGCAGCCAUCACUGAGCAACUCUAUAAGGAGAAGUAUUGGGAGGAUCAUCCCGGUGAAAUGGUACCUUUUAUGAAACCGAUGUUUUAUGGUGGCCCUUGGAGAGUGAUGAGAGGUGAUGUUCCUCCAACUGGAAAAUUUGAGCUCUGAACCGUUGUUAGUUAGUUUUUUAGCUUUGUUUUGUGUAUAUGUUACACCUUCUCAUGUUUGCUGUUGCUCUGAAUGACAAUAUUUAUAUUAUAUAGAUAAUAAGCUCCACAACUACACAGCUUUGGAGCAUAGACUUUGUGGUUUUUAAGAGAAACACUUUUUUUUGUCA